UUCAAUCACCGAGUAGUUGGCAUCGACUAAGCAAGUGCAUCGGUCUACUGAGAGCUUAAGCGUUACCUGUGGAGUAUUCGAGUUUAUUUCGCUGUCAGAUGCAUUUCCUGGCCUACGUGAUUAUAACGAUUCAGCUGUUCGGUGGACUGCAUGGCCAGAAGUUGCCUGCCAAGGUGAAAAAAUGUCACUACGGUGACGGAAAGUGCCUGGUGGAGUCGGCAAAUGCACUUCUGAAAGAUUUUCCAAAAGGCAUUCCCGAGAUCGAUCUGAAACCCUUCAAUGUGCUGCCCGUGAGGGAUUGGGUGCUGGUCAACGAUUCACAGGUGGGCGGUGCCUGGUACUACUUCAAUCUGAUCAAUCAGAUCAACUACGGCUUCGAGAACACCACGAUCACGGAGAUCAGGGGAUUCGACAAGGAUCCCACCACUACCAAGAUCGAAAUUCACGGGAAGAUUCCCCGACUCGUUUACAAGGGCGACUAUGUGGCCAAGGGUCGGAUGCUCUGGUUCGUCGAUAUCCACUCUCAGGGAACGUCGGAGUCGGAUUUCCUCAAUUUUCAGUUCGUUCUUACGCUGAAAGUGCGCGUCGAGUACAGAAACAACAAGAGAUAUUUGAAGAUCUACGAGCUAGUUCCUAAUAUAAGGCUGGACCGCUGGAUAAUGUGGCUAGACAACUUCUUUCCCCACAAUGAAGACCUGACCAUUGCAGUUAACAAUCUGUUCAACCGGAAUUGGGUCGAGUUCUGGAACGAACUGGAGCCGGGUAUUCUGCGUUUGUUCGAAACCGUCUUUUUAAGUCUAUUUGAGGAUUUAUUCGAAAAAGUACCAUACGAUAAUCUGUUCCUAGCCGAUGAAGACUCAAAAUAAUCUUAAGUUUCAAUACUGUUUACUUAAACGUAUUUGCUAGUAAAAAUAAAGUAGGAUAUUCGUAAAUGUUGUGCUAAGAGCACCAUAUUAUA
Molecule: messenger RNA, 958 nt
Organism: Drosophila simulans
Lineage: Eukaryota; Metazoa; Arthropoda; Insecta; Diptera; Drosophilidae
Product: protein takeout
Exons: 3
Coding region: 99-866 (255 amino acids)
Source: RefSeq, a predicted model, not a curated record